GGACACACUAGCCCAGAGUGGGAGACAUAUGUCAAGAUUUGCCUUUAAGGAGCUGGGAAAAGGCGGCCGCACUAGCUCACUCCGGUUGGCAAGUGCCCAAUUACAAAGGCCUAAGGCCUUGCCAGAAGAAGGACACGGUAGCCCACUGGGAGCAAAAGAACUGCUACUGCGAGCCUGGCUCCAGAAACAGGUUUGUUUGCGUCGCCCUGCACAUUUUUCACCUUUAACGACUUGCUCAAUUUGCGGUUGAGGAUUUUGUGCAGUCUUCCACCGAUCGUGAAGUUGAGUCUUUGUUUGAGCUUCGCUGUGUUUGGCCGCCCCAGUUCUUUCAGGAGGCUCACAUGUCGGCGUGUGCGAGUGUUCAGAUCUUUUUGGCCCUAUCCCUCAGCUCACGAGUUUUCGAAUCAUGGUCGAUCGCACAACCUACACUGACUUGGCACACGCACCAGAUCUCCCUCUUCGCCAGAUCCUUGGGAGACAGCCGAUGCCAAUCUGCUCACGGUUGAAACCUUCUCCAUGCUCGGACACGAUCGCUGCCAUGUGGCUGCCCUGAUGUGUCGCUAACAUGUGUUGUUUUUGGAUCAGCGUGCAGCUGUUUGGGUCAAGCCGAGAAUGAGGAGAGGAGGACAGAGAACAGCUUUCGGCUCCGUCAGACUCUUUGCUGUUCCUGCAAAGAUUGUUGACUCUCCCUCCAAGCACGAUGAGGAUAUUCGUCAACAAUGUUGACAGCUAUGUUGGCAAGGCCCUAUGUGCGGAUUUGAGAAAAGUCUUCGGGCAGGACAACAGAAUUGUGGGUACACUAAGCCCAGGUGCUGAGGCAGAUGCAGUCUUCCGCGAUGUGAUGGGGGUGAAGAGGAUCGUGAGCCGCUCUGACAAGCAGAAAUAUACCGCUGACAUUCUUUCGUGCUCCCUUGUGGUUUAUGAUCUACACAGCGCUGAUGUAGAUGAUGUGGAAUAUGUGAUCAAGGAGCUCAAGGUUGCAGAGCUGAAGCACAACAUAACGUUUGUGCUGAUCUCUUCAGUGAUGGUAUGGGCAAAUACUCGAAAGCAGUAUGUGCCCGUGAAAGAUCCUGAUGAUGAAGAAGACCCUGCUGUGGAUCCAGAGGAAGGGGAGGAAACCGAAGUCAAGAAGCGCCCGAAAGAGUUGACUGACGCAGAUUUGGAGCGUCGUGUUCCUGCAGCAACUUACGAGGCGUGGAAAUACCUCGAGACCCUUACACUUUCACUAGGUUCAAAGGCAAAUUUGCGACCUCACGUGAUCGGAGCUGGUGUUUUGUAUGGAAAUGGUGAAACAACCUUUAAUGAGCUUUUCCAAGCUGCUUGGUUGACCCAGCCAAUCCACAAGAUCAUUGCUCCAGGUGACAACUACAUUCCUUGCGUCCACGUUCGAGACGUCGCGCGGUUGACCAGGGUAGUCGCUUCUGAUCACACUGUUGGGUCCUACUUGCUGGCUGUAGACCACUCUCGCCUGACUCAAGCCGACAUUGUACAGGGCAUCAUUGACCAAAUCUCACAUAAAAGGGAAGCGCCUAUAUGCCCAGCGGAGGAGGUCGAGUCAGAGUUCAAAGAAGUCAUGUCCCUGGACAUGAUCCUUGAACCCUCUGAGCCGCUCAAGGAUCCUCAGUUCUCUUGGUGGUGCCGUGAUGGGAUCAUCGCCAAUAUUGAGAAGGUGGCUGCGGAAUUCUGCAAAUGGCGCAAUCUCCGACCCAUCAAGAUGGUUGUGAUUGGACCGCCUGGGUGUGGUGCCGAGCGCCUGUGUGCUAGAGUGGCAGAGCGCUACUUGCACAAGGAGCCGCCUCACCUUACCUACGAUCAAAUCAUCAACGAUGCUUGCUCUGCGCCAACAAGAGCAGCUCGAAAGCUCAGCAAGAAGGUUCAGAAGCUCGCACAAAAGCCUGGCAAAAAGCUUCCUCUGAAGCUGAGGACAAAGCUUGUGCAGAAUCGCUUGCUCUCGAACGUUUGCCGAUACCGUGGAUACAUCCUCGAGGGAUAUCCGACCACAUUUGCAGAGGCUGAGGCGCUUUUCAUGGAGCGGGCCCGUGAAGAGGGAGAAGAGGAGGAGGAAGCUGAAGCAGAAGAAGAAGGAGAAGAGGAUGGAGAAGAGGAAGAAGUUGAAGAAGAGGAAGAAGAGGAGCCUCCACCUCCGCCAGAGGACCAAGAUGAUGAAGAGGAGGAACAGAGGCCAAAGUGGAGAGUCGCUGCAAGCUUGGUCCCUGAAUAUGGAGUGCUUGUCCAAAGUUCAGAGCCACGCUGCAAGGCCAGAAUCUUCGAUGGGGAAGCCAAGGGUCCCAGCAACGAAGAGGACUUUGCCAGGACUACAGAAGAGUAUCGGAGCGCCAAUCUCGCUGAGGAUGGUACUCCUAGUACUGCUGAGUUCUUCUCCGAACAAUGCAGCCUGAAUAUGCUGCCGAUCGAUCUUGAUCAGUGCAGUGAAGAAGAGGCUUUUCAGGCCAUCCGGGUCCACCUGGAGUCCAAGGGCCAGUUCUUCAACUACCUCAGGUCUGAGGAGGACCUUGUCCGUGAAGAGCAAGAAAAGCUGGCACGAAUCGAGGAAGAGCGCGAUAGCCUCAAGAAAAGAUGUUUGGAGGAACACGCAGAAAAAGAAGCUGCCCUCCGGCAAAAGUUAGCGGAUGAAGAGGAGAGCAGACGCAAGGUUAUCGCGAAGAAUGAAGCCGCCCAUUUGGAACAAGAGGCCCAGCCUUUGCGACAAUACCUGAUGGCUCAUGUCGUUCCCACUCUGACUGCAGGGCUGACUGAGGUUUGCAAGGAGCAACCUGAGGAUCCGAUUGAGUUCCUGGCGCAGUAUUUGUUUGCACAUGCGCAGGAGGUGCAGUCAGCAGAUUUGGGCGAGUGAAGCUUACCUGCCCAGGAAAGGUUUCACGUUUUCGAGCCAACGAAAGCUUUGGUUUCAUCCUUCUUCGGCGUAAACAUGCGCUGUGUCUCACAGCUCAGGCUUUAGAAUUUACUUGUUCC
Messenger RNA from Durusdinium trenchii, 2973 nucleotides. Lineage: Eukaryota; Dinophyceae; Suessiales; Symbiodiniaceae. The record is from the annotation of a GenBank genome assembly.